This is a messenger RNA of Pyricularia pennisetigena, 2115 nucleotides long. RefSeq lists its product as uncharacterized. The annotation marks the transcript as partial. Gene Ontology annotation, cellular component: membrane. Lineage: Eukaryota; Fungi; Ascomycota; Sordariomycetes; Magnaporthales; Pyriculariaceae. Gene Ontology annotation, biological process: sodium ion transmembrane transport. The transcript is spliced from 2 exons. The record is from RefSeq and is a predicted model, not a curated record.
GAAGAAAAAAAAACAAUGGGCAUGCUCCGGAAAGUCGGGCACUGGUUCGCGCCACCAGCGGACAAGGCUGACGAUGGUCGGGACGUGUGGCCGUCGCGUGCCGCCUUCCUCCUCGCGUCGAUGGGCGGGUGCGCGGGCAUGGGAAACCUGCUGCGGUACCCGUCGACCGUCUACAACAACUACGGCCUGCAGUGGUUCAUCCCGUACCUGAUGUGCAUCUUCCUGAUCGCCAUCCCCGUGCUCACGCUCGAGAUCAGCAUCGGCCAGGCCUACCGCGGCGGCAGUGUCGUGGCCUUCAACAACAUCAACCACCGGCUCAAGGGCACCGGCUUCAGCCUGCUGUACAUCGGCUUCAUCGUCGGGCCGUACUUUGUGGUGAACCUGGCCUGGAUCAUGGCCUACUUUCGAUACAGCUUCCACAACCCCCUGCCCUGGGCCGGCGACCCCUCGGGCUUCUUCGACAGGGUGGUGGCGAACCCGGCCCCCAGCCCGGGAAGGCUCAACGCCCAAGGCACGGCCAUCGAGGCCUACACGCAGUACCCGGCCACGGGCAUGGUGGGCGAGACGGUCGGCUGGUGCGCAUUCACGUGGUUCCUCGUCUGGCUGUGCAUCUUCCGCGGCGUCGGGCUCACGGGCCGCGUCGUGUACUGGACCAUGGGGCUGCCCAUCGUCAUGACCAUCAUCCUCAUCGGCCGCUCCGUGUCGCUGGAGAACGCAGGCGAGGGCGUCAAGCUGUACUUUGCGACGUGGCGAGGCGAGCAGCUGGCGCGCGGGUCGGUGUGGCAGACGGCGUGCGGGCAGGUCUUCUUCUCGACGGGCGUGGGCUUUGGCUACUUCACCUCGUACGCGAGCUACAACCGGAAGCACUCCAACGCCGUCAUGGACUCGUUCCUCAUCAUCCUGAGCAACAUGGUCUUCGAGUGCACGGCGGCCUUUGCCGUGUUUGGCGUGGUGGGGUUCCUGAGGAUGUUCCCGGAGCCCGACGCCGCCCCGAUCGGCGGUUUCACCAUCGGCUUCCUGACGCUCCCGGCGGCGGUGGAGCAGAUGCCCGGGGCCAACUUUUGGGCCAUCGUGCUCUUCUUCACCCUGAUGGUGCUCGGUUUCAGCUCGGCGUUCGCCAUGCUCGACGCCGUGGUGACGCUGGUCAUGGACUCGGGGGUCAAGUGGCCGCGGCCCGCCGUCGUGUCAUCGCUGACCAUCCUCUCGUUCCUGCUCUCGCUGCCGUACUGCACCGAGUUUGGCUACUACCUCCUCGACGGCGUCGACAGGUGGAUCAGCGACGUGGCCCUCGUCUUUGUCGUGUUUGCCGAGUGCACCACGUCGACGUCGCUGUACCGCUGGAGGGACGUCGCGGGCCAGGUCGGCGCGAGGUCUUUUUACCUCUAUAACAUUGGCUACUUUGGCGGCCUAGUGUCCGGCGUCGCGGCCGGCAUCGCGUCGAGGGCCGAGAUUGGUGCGGGCGUGGGCUUUGGCAUCUACAUCAUCUUUGCUGCCGCCUCGGUGGCCAUGGGCAAGGUCCCCGACGCGCCAGUGCCCACAAGGUUUAGCGGGAAUGUGUUUAUGCAGCGCUUUUAUUAUGUGGCUUUUUACUCGGGCCACCAACUCACCAAGGAUCUCAACGUCAUUGUCGCCCAGGGCAAGAACUGGAAGAUUCCCGUCUUCUGGGGCCCAAUGCUGAGGUACCUGUCCGGCCCGAUCCUGGGCAUCGUCUACGGCUUCAGCUACCCGACUUUUCACGAGAAGAAGGUCGACCCGCUGCACAUCUUUGGCUUCUUCACGGGGCAUGUGGUGCUCGCGCUGGCGCUCCUGGGCUUCAUCGCUCCGCGCUGGUUCAACAUCCUGAUCCCUCCGCAGAGGCGCGACGAGGGAAAGCACCCGUAUGCCCCGCGCGUCACGAUGGAUCCGGACGCAAAGGGCCGCGACAGGACCCUCGAGCAGCAGGAUGGGGUCGAUGUGGAUGCUGCAAUGAUGCAGCAGGAACAACAGCCUGCCAAGGAGGGAGACGGCAGUAUGGCUUUGGGUACGACGGACAAUGGAAGGAUGAUGGACAUGGAUGUGAUUGCAUCAAGCAGCUCGGGGGAAAGCCCCAGGGAGCCGCGCAAGGAGAAUUUUUGA